AUGAACGUUGUCGCGAGUGGCCUCGAGACGGUCGGCGGCGACGCCUGCACGAGCACGCUCCAGGAAGGCCUAAAGCAGCUGCACACGCUUGUCGCCAGCGACAAGCCGGACGACGUCGCGACGCUCAAGAAGCUCUUCAACCCGUGCACGCCGUUUACGUCGGACCACGACCGCAUGGACAUUGAGGCCAACAUUAUGGGCGCGUACCAGGGCUUCUCCCGGGACAACGACUGGGACUCGUACGUCCUCAAGAACGCGUGCGCCGACUUGACGGCCAAGGACGGCUUGAGCCCGCUCGAGAAGGUCGCCAAGAUUAACGCGCGCGGCUUCUCGGCGACCAACAAUUACACCGGAUCCAGCUACGAGGCCGACUGGGUCACUGGUGUCUCGGGCACUGCGAUCGAUACCGAAAACAUCAACCGCCAGUGGACGUGGCAGACCUGCAACGAGUUUGGCUUUGGCCAGACCGCUGCCAAGAGUACGGGACCGUUUUCCGAGCUCAAAUAUGUGACCGCCGACCAUGUCUACUACCAAAUGCGCAAGGACGUCUUUGGCAUCACGGACGCGGACGCCCGCAUCGCCGCCAAGCGCGCUGACUUUCACGGUCUCGCCAUCGACGUCGGCAACGUCAUUUUUCCUGGUGGCACCAUCGACCCGUGGUCGGCGCUCUCGGUCGCCAACUCGACGCACCUUGCCAACCCGACGUCCAAGGCCGUCGUCAUCGAGGGGGUCUCGCACUGCGGUGAUAUGUACACGCCCCGCGCCACGGACUCGCCAGCGCUCGUCGCUGGCCACGCGCAGAUCGACACCGCCAUCGCGAGCUUUGUGAGCAAGUAA
Messenger RNA from Saprolegnia parasitica CBS 223.65, 837 nucleotides. RefSeq lists its product as hypothetical. Gene Ontology annotation, biological process: proteolysis. Gene Ontology annotation, molecular function: dipeptidyl-peptidase activity; serine-type exopeptidase activity. The transcript has a single exon. The record is from RefSeq and is a predicted model, not a curated record. NCBI's taxonomy places the organism in Eukaryota, Oomycota, Saprolegniomycetes, Saprolegniales, Saprolegniaceae. Bases 1 to 837 code for a protein of 278 amino acids.